Molecule: messenger RNA, 2203 nt
Organism: Larimichthys crocea (large yellow croaker)
Lineage: Eukaryota; Metazoa; Chordata; Actinopteri; Sciaenidae
Gene: tpm2
Product: tropomyosin 2 (beta)
Exons: 9
Coding region: 188-1042 (284 amino acids)
Source: RefSeq, a predicted model, not a curated record
GAAAAAAAAACGUGUGGGGCUCGUGCAGCUGCUAGUCCAUCCUCGAGCUCUCCUCGAGCAGUUCAGACAAGCCCUUCGCGCGCUCCUGUCCACCUCUGUCCCCGCCACAGAACGGUGCCCUCUGUCUCUGUCUCUGUCCGGAUAAACGAGCUCUUCUCUUUGCUGAGAGAACACAGCCUGAGGAACCAUGGAGGCCAUCAAGAAGAAAAUGCAGAUGCUGAAGCUGGAUAAGGAGAACGCGAUAGACCGGGCAGAGCAGGCUGAGGGGGACAAGAAGGGAGCAGAGGACAAAUGCAAACAGCUGGAGGAGGAGCUGCUGGGUCUGCAGAAGAAGCUGAAAGGAGUGGAGGAUGAGCUGGACAAAUACUCAGAGUCGCUGAAGGAUGCCCAGGAGAAGCUGGAGCAGGCAGAGAAAAAGGCAGCAGAUGCUGAGGCAGAAGUGGCAUCUCUAAACAGGCGUAUCCAGCUCGUAGAGGAGGAGUUGGACCGAGCUCAGGAGAGACUGGCUACUGCUCUGCAGAAGCUGGAAGAGGCUGAAAAAGCUGCAGACGAGAGUGAGAGAGGAAUGAAGGUCAUAGAGAACAGAGCAACAAAAGACGAGGAGAAAAUGGAGAUCCAGGAGAUGCAGCUGAAGGAGGCCAAACACAUUGCUGAGGAGGCCGACCGCAAAUAUGAAGAGGUUGCACGUAAACUGGUGAUCCUAGAGGGAGAUCUGGAGCGUUCAGAGGAGCGUGCUGAGGUGGCUGAGGCACAAGUGAGGGAGCUGGAGGAGGAGCUCCGACAAAUGGACCAGAAUUUGAAGUCCAUGGUGUGCGGAGAGGAAGAGUACUCACAAAAGGAGGAUAAAUAUGAAGAAGAAAUCAAAGUUCUUACUGACAAAUUGAAAGAGGCUGAGACCCGUGCUGAGUUUGCAGAGAGGUCUGUGGCCAAGCUGGAGAAGACCAUUGAUGAUUUGGAAGAGAAACUGGCCCAAGCCAAAGAAGAGAACCUGGACAUGCACCAGGUGCUGGACCAAACCCUCCUGGAGCUCAACAAUCUAUAGAGACCUCUUCAGAGCUACAUGGAGGGCAGCCAGAAGGAUACAGCAAAAUAAAUGAAUCAAUACAUUUUCAAAGAAUCUCCCACCUAAAGAUUCCAGUGUACACCCUUUCAGAUGGAAUUUUGUUGUAACAUCAACAGUUCUAGUAAAACAAGAUGUGCAAGGUGUGCAGUGAUGACCAGCAAAGUGUCUAUUUCAAACUGAAAGCUAUUUUGUGUGCACCAGAAACUGCAUACACUGUAGAGUUCCUCAUGAAUGAAACUUUCCUGGCAUGCACAAGAGGUCAUCAACACAAGUUUGUCAAGUUGAAUCAAGAAAGGUUUCUCAUGUUUGACCAAACAUGAUGAAUCCUUUCUCCUUGAAUAUAUUAAUAAAUGUAACCAAGCCCACCUCUAUAUCUUUUAAGGAUAAGGAUGAGAAACUUCAAGUUAUAUGAGACACUCUCUUUCACACAGCAUAGCUUGUAGCACUGGAAACCUGAUGAUCUGAUGAAACCUGAUCUUUUUCCAUCAGUCGAUGAAGUAUGAUACAGGAAUUUCAAAGACCCAUUUUCACUUCCCAUUUUCGUGCUAACACCUAAACAAAUCUGAACUAUAAUGAGGGCAGAUCAGAAAACGCUCAAAUGAUUUUAGUUUGUUUGUUUUAUAGUCAUUUGUAACAGUUAUGAAAGGCACUGAGAAAUUCUGUUUGAUUGGACACGUUCAAAUGUCUUCUAUGUACUUUGUGGAGCAACAUUUAAGUUGUAUUACCUUCAAACAUACACAGUGCUUUCCUGUGUAUUUGAUUUUUGAGUAUUUGAGUAUUAUGCACUUCUUGAUUGGCUACAUUAUCUUAACACCUCCAUCUUUUCAAUGAAGUUACAUUUUAUGUCAAACUUUGAAUAAAUCUCUUAUAUACAUUUAGAAAAGGUUAAUUCCUGAAAUAAUAUCAGAAUUCCAUGACAGACUUUUUACAGUGAGAUUGUACUUUGAAACAUACGUACAGUACAACGUCUGUUUUUCUGUGCCAGAAGGUUCUAAUGUGCUGUUAACAAACUGAUCAACAGACACAAAUAAAUAAUAAGCUGCAAUCAUUUCUGUCUGAAUGCAAGUGUGCAAAUGAUUCAUUCAUGAUCAGAAUGUUUGUUUUAAAUUUGGCAUGAAAUAAAGUCGUUGCAUUACCCAA